Messenger RNA from Drosophila innubila, 978 nucleotides. RefSeq names its product mpv17-like protein. The coding region runs from base 280 to 870 and encodes 196 amino acids. Gene Ontology annotation, cellular component: membrane; cytoplasm. The transcript has 5 exons. NCBI's taxonomy places the organism in Eukaryota, Metazoa, Arthropoda, Insecta, Diptera, Drosophilidae. The record is from RefSeq and is a predicted model, not a curated record.
UGACGGACGCCGAGAACAGCUGACAAAACAAUUGAGUUUAGUUGACAACAAUUUGCAGUAAAAAACAGUAACGGAGACUGUGCGUCCCGUAAUCAAGCAUUCUUAUGCUCAUACUAAAGUACAAACUAGCAUAACAAUAAAUUAUAAUUACGUAGUAUUUCGCUAUAGAUAUAACCAAGCACGCGCAUACACUCACACAUGUGUAUGUGUACGUUAAGAAUUGCAUACAUAUUUUUUUAAGGAAAUUGCAUAGUUGUUGCCGCUUGCCGCUUGCUGUAAAUGGCGUCCCAAGUUGUUAGACAGCUAAUUGGCUUGCAGCGCCAUCUGUCGGCCAAGGGCAAGUUGCAUCCCAUGGUAAAAGGAGCCGUUACAUAUGCAUUAUUAUGGCCCACGGGCUGUUUAAUUCAACAAACUCUGGAAGGACGUAAUCUGAAGACCUACGAUUGGGCACGCGCCUUGCGCUUCAGCCUCUUUGGGGGCCUCUAUGUUGCCCCUACUCUCUACGCUUGGGUGCGUCUCUCCAGCGCCAUGUGGCCACAGACGAGUCUUCGCAUCGGCAUUGUCAAGGCUAUAACCGAACAAGUUUCCUAUGGACCCUUUGCCUGCAUUAGCUUCUUUAUGGGCAUGAGUCUUUUGGAACUGAAGACAUUUUCCGAGGCCGUUGAGGAAACCAAGCAGAAGGCAUUGCCCACCUAUAAGGUUGGUCUCUGCGUUUGGCCCUUUGUCCAGACCAUUAACUUCUCCCUCGUUCCCGAACACAAUCGUGUUGUCUUCGUCAGCAUUUGCAGUCUUAUGUGGAUUAUAUUCUUGGCCUACACGAAAAUGCGUGAAGUGGAAAACUCUGAGGAAUUGGAAAAUCCAACAUCAUGAAUAAUAUUUGUAUAAUCGUAUUUGUUGUCUGUUGUGUAUAUAAACGUUGAUAUUUGUAUUGUAGAACAAUUUUUUAGGCCAAUAAAAUGCAUUUAAGCAGGAAUCGCA